Molecule: messenger RNA, 4432 nt
Organism: Sphaeramia orbicularis (orbiculate cardinalfish)
Lineage: Eukaryota; Metazoa; Chordata; Actinopteri; Kurtiformes; Apogonidae
Gene: kpna3
Product: karyopherin alpha 3 (importin alpha 4)
Exons: 17
Coding region: 83-1648 (521 amino acids)
Biological process (GO): protein import into nucleus
Cellular component (GO): cytoplasm
Molecular function (GO): protein binding; nuclear import signal receptor activity
Source: RefSeq, a predicted model, not a curated record
GCAGCAGCACAGGAGCUGCCGUGCCUCGUCUUUCACGGAGGAGAUCCCGAAAGCCGGAGUAAUAGCUAAACCCCAUACAGCCAUGGCAGAAAACGCCGGCUUAGAAAACCACCGCAUCAAGAGCUUUAAAAACAAGGGACGUGAUGUCGAGACUAUGAGAAGACAUCGAAAUGAGGUGACGGUUGAGCUGAGAAAGAACAAACGAGACGAACAUCUACUGAAGAAGAGAAACGUCCCUCAGGAGGAGAGUCUGGAGGACUCUGAUGUCGACUCAGACUUCAAAGGACAAAACGUUACGCUUGAUGCCAUCUUACAAAAUGCUACCAGUGACAAUGCGGUCAUCCAGCUCAGUGCUGUACAGGCAGCCAGAAAACUGCUGUCAAGUGACAGAAACCCCCCAAUCGAUGACUUGAUAAAGUCUGGGAUCCUUCCUAUUUUAGUCAAAUGUCUGGAAAGGGACGACAACCCAUCUCUUCAGUUUGAGGCAGCUUGGGCUUUGACCAACAUUGCCUCUGGGACAUCAGCACAGACUCAGGCUGUGGUUAAAUCCAAUGCUGUGCCCCUAUUCCUGCGACUGCUACACUCUCCGCACCAGAACGUAUGUGAACAGGCUGUAUGGGCUCUAGGAAACAUUAUAGGUGAUGGUCCGCAGUGCAGGGAUUAUGUCAUCUCCUUGGGUGUGGUCAAGCCCCUGCUUUCUUUCAUCAACCCAUCAUUCCCAAUUACCUUUCUCCGAAAUGUCACCUGGGUCAUCGUUAACCUCUGCCGCAACAAAGACCCUCCGCCCCCCAUGGAAACGGUUCAAGAGAUUUUGCCUGCCCUCUGUGUGCUAAUAUAUCACACAGACAUAAAUAUCUUAGUAGACACAGUGUGGGCUCUUUCCUAUCUGACGGAUGGAGGAAAUGAGCAGAUCCAGAUGGUCAUUGAUUCUGGUGUUGUCCCAUUUCUUGUGCCUCUCCUCAGCCAUCAGGAGGUCAAAGUUCAGACUGCAGCACUGAGGGCAGUUGGAAACAUUGUGACAGGAACAGACGAACAGACGCAGGUUGUGCUGAACUGUGACGUCCUCUCCCACUUCCCUAACCUGCUCAGACACCCUAAAGAAAAAAUUAAUAAGGAAGCGGUCUGGUUCCUGUCCAACAUUACAGCUGGUAACCAGCAGCAGGUCCAAGCUGUGAUCGAUGCUGGACUUAUUCCUAUGAUCGUUCUCCAACUGGCUAAGGGGGACUUCGGCACACAGAAGGAAGCAGCAUGGGCCAUCAGCAACCUUACCAUCAGUGGGAGAAAAGAUCAGGUGGAGUUCCUGGUGGAGCAGAAUGUCAUCCCUCCGUUCUGUAACCUGCUGUCAGUAAAGGACUCCCAAGUGGUGCAGGUUGUCCUGGAUGGCCUCAAGAAUAUCCUUAUCAUGGCAGGAGAUGAGGCUAGCACUAUUGCUGAGAUCAUAGAGGAGUGCGGAGGUUUGGAGAAGAUCGAAAACCUGCAACAGCAUGAGAAUGAGGAUAUCUAUAAAUUAGCCUUUGAGAUUAUUGAUCAGUACUUUUCAGGAGAUGAUAUCGAUGAAGAUCCCAGUUUGAUCCCUGAAACCACUCAAGGAGGAACCUUCAACUUUGAUCCAGCUUCUAACAUGCAAACAAAGGAGUUCAAUUUCUAAAAGCCAGGAUGUUUGGUUCAACCAGCUGCACGGGUACUCUGUAAUCACCCUAGACAUUCAUCCAUCUCUCCUCCAACCUGGCAACCUGGUACCGAAGGAUUUACUUAGCUUCACUUCAACAUGGAAACUCACCACUGAAGGAUUUACCCACCCCCACCUCUGCACUCUGGGGUGUUUUUCUUUUUUUUGUUAUUUGGGUUUUUUUUUCUUCUUUUUUUUUUUUUUUUUUUUUUAAAGUGGUCGUCCUUCACCGAACAUAGCAACCUUACGUAGGAGUCCUGGUCAUUUGGUGAGAACCAUCACUAUCUGGCAGCCUGCAUCAGGAAGGUUGUCAGCAUUCUCUGCCAGUGCUUCUAAAUAUCACACAAUAUGAAAAGCAGAAGGAAAAAAAAGCCUUCGUGGCAAGAAUUAAUUGCCAAAUGUCAAGUUUUCACAGAGAUUUAAAAGAACACAUUUUCAGACACAAAACACACACAUAGUCACUUUUUGAAACUUAAAAUUCGUGUGCAUACUUCUGUUGGAAGUCAUCAUAUCACUUAUGGGGAAGAAAUACUGCUGUUUGUUUGUGGUUUAUUUUUUGUGCUUUCCCUCCCCUGGAUUGUCCUCUGGUGUUACUUCACCCACGCGCACACAUACACACACUAACAUACAAGUGCACACAUCCAGCACAACCAAGUCACAGAUUCUUGAUGGCCGGGCACCCCAAUAACCCUCUCUUACCCCAGUUUAAAGAGUUAAUCCCAGAGCUAAGCCAUGAUUAACCACGGACCCCCACUGCCCUCCCAGGAGAGUCCUGGGGCAGGUGGAUGGGUGAAAGGGCUCUAAGGCAAAAAAAAAAGAGGACUCCGUGGCAAACUGACUGACAGGACUUCUGACUCAAUGACGUCACUUUUUUUAACGUGACCUCUGUUGAAUUAUCGAACUUUAUCUUUUAAAAAAAAAUCAUAAUAAAUGUGAAGAAAAUGCCAUAAAUCUUUUUUUUUUCUCCAGUGCAUACAACUGCUCGACCUGCUUAUUGCCUGCUUCUGAUUGAGCAGAGCGAACACAGUUUUUUCUUUUUGUUUUUUAAACGGAUGUGAAAACCUGCUACGGGAGGAAGCACCUAUGAGUGAAGGCGCAGAGACUUAAGGAAGACGAACAUGUCAGCUGUAGCGUUGAUCCCCCUACAGGACAUCCAUUUCUGCAGUGUGAGCUCAGUCAUACAGUGAUCAAGUGAGCUGUUUGCGUCGGACUCCCCUGUAAUGUGAAACUUGGAAGUUGGGCGGGGGGAAGGGAGGGAGGGGGGUUAACAUAAAAAAAACGUUGAGCUAAGAUCGACAUUAAUUACUUACCUGAAUUUACGCUCAUUUUAUUUCUUUUAAAUACUCCGAUUCAAAUGUUUUCAGUUUCAUGUUUGAGCUUCUUCUGGUUGAGUCUGUGGAGCUUCCAUAUGUGGGUUUAAUUUUUCUUUUCUUCGGUCUUAUGCACACGUCUGAGAGGCAUAUUGAUGUCUGCCUGCAGAAAGGGACCUAUACUCACUGAAGACUAAACUUAUAUAUAAGGAGUACAGGUCCUGGCCUUUAUAGUACUUAACUACUUUUGAUGAAGAGGUCACAUGUCAUCACCAAUUUGAAUAAUUGUAAAAGAAAAUGUGAUGUGUAUCUCUCCUUGCCAUCUAAUGAGUAUAUAAAUAUAUUUACAUAAAGCCUGUACAAAGCUGCUGCAGCUGACAGUCAUUGGAUGGACAAUAACCUUACUGUCAAAGAUGGCUGGGGAGGGUUUUUUGUUGAAGCAAUAUUUUCUUGUUACGUUGUUUUUAUUUUUGACUUGCAUAUGUAUUGUGAUGACAUGCUGAUAAAUUGGAACAGGCUUUUUUGUUUUUUUUUGUUUUUUUUUUUCUUGUUUCCUCUUAGUAGUGGUGACGGGAUAUUUAAAUUGUACCGUCCCAUGUCCUGGUUGGGGUUUGAGGUGUCGAAACUGUGAGCCCAGCCCCGGUCUGGAAGACUUUAUGAUCCUCUGGUUGGCUGCUAACUACUGAGAGGGGGUCAGAACAGGGGGUCACACUGGGCUUUUAAAUAUUGGAUGGGGGUUGUUAUGUGCAGCCCGGGCUUCUUUUUGGGACUAGCUGUUUAUUACUGAACAAAACUAUAGAGAGGGUGUACAGUCAUGAACUAGCAGACUAGACCGAGCCACUUUAAAGAUUUACAAUUACGUUGCCUUGUAUCCGAAUUGGAUACAAGCUUAUGUUUGUUGCAAGAUUUUUACUUGCUAAUGAAAAGUUGUUUUAAAUAAAAUAAUAGGAGAAAAGCAACAGACAGCGUUUUGGCCUCUGAUUGUUUAUAUCUUUUUAUAAAUUUUAGAUUGAAUUCUUCUCUUUAAGGUGGCUCAUUGAUGCUUUCAACUCUUGUGCAUAUUAAAGACAAGAAUGAGUUGAAAAUCAUUGUGCCUUUUGUUUUUCAUUUCAACAAAACUAGGUUUUAUUCAAUAGAUGAUUCUUUGAGCAACUGGAGAACUUUGAAAUGGGAGUUGAGGGUCCAGUCAAAUGUGGUCUCCCUGUUGUUGGAGUUUGCCAUGGGAAUGGUCAAUGCUGCUCUCUGCUGUUGAGAGUAACUGCUCCUCUCUAAUCUUAUUCACUGAACAUUGUAACACACCAUCUCUCCCACUCAUUAUACCCCCAAAAUACCACAGCCAUCAUUGCCAUAUUUCAGUCAGGGGAUUUUGAUAUCAUUCCCUCUCAUCUCGCCCUCAGGACAUGAUCUGUGUUUCUGAUCCUUACCAAAAUAAACUUGCUGUUUAGCCGUUUGA